Molecule: messenger RNA, 646 nt
Organism: Hylaeus anthracinus
Lineage: Eukaryota; Metazoa; Arthropoda; Insecta; Hymenoptera; Colletidae
Exons: 2
Coding region: 70-426 (118 amino acids)
Source: RefSeq, a predicted model, not a curated record
GGGCCUUCCAGUUCAGAGCUACAGAAGAAUCUUUGAAUUCGAAGGCAAAGUACACGCAAGUUCUGCAACAUGUCUGUGCGAGUACUUUUGAUGGCUACAGUGCUCAGCCUCGUUUACGUUACAAGUAUCGAGACUCGCGAAGUACAACCCUUGUCUCCACCCAGCGAGAUCUACCCAUCUCGUCCAAACGCGGACAUGGACACGGAAUCCACCAAAGCCGUGGAACAAAAGCUGACGCACGAGCACAACCCCCAAGAGGAACGGAUCACGACAAGCAAAAACGCGAAUUCAUCUCCACCGCUAAUAGAAACAAUUUCGGUUAAGAGUAACGGAUCCAUGCAACCGGGAAUGAAGCACCCGAAAAAAAGAGCAACGUAUAACAAGGAUGAUCGCAAGGCAGAUUUGCGACCAGGCUGUUGUAAGUAAAAAAAAAAAAAAAAAGAAACAAGAAAAAGCAGCGGAUAAAGAUAUAUAACGAACGACUCUCAAACGAUGUAUCCUGUCUUGUAAAUAUUUCAAGACGUAUUUAAGCGCAAGUGGUAGAUAAUACUUAAGUGCAUGCGGUAGAUAUCGUUUCAUCUUUUCGGUUCCUUUUGCGAUGGGAUAGUAAACAGAAUAAAAUUAUUGGUUACCAUAUUAAGAUGAU